AUGACCACCACUUCAGUAGAAAAGACAAGCACAAUUCCUCUUCCUCCUAUUACAACACCAGGGAGCACAGCUGGAGCCACCUCCAGUAUACUAGAGACGUCCACAUCCCCUGUAGAGUCCAUGUCUCCAGCAAUAACUAGUACCACUGCAACUGAAGAGACAAGGAGACUUCCCCUUUCUGCAAGUUCACUACCUGAAAGCACAGCUGCAGCCACCUCUACCGAAGGAGAAACAUCCACCUCUCCUCCAGAGACAACUUCUGCAGCUGAAACUACAGCAAUGACUAGUACCACUACAACAGAGGGGACAAGCGCAGUACCUCUUUCUACGAGUGCGCUACCUGGGAGCACAGCUAGAGCCUCCUCAACUAUUCCAGAGACCUCCACAGCUCUGCUAGAGACCACAUCCCCAACUGAGACGACAGCAAUAAUUAGUGCUACGACAAUCGAGAAGACAACCACACUUUCCAUUUCUACAAUUUCACAACCUGAAAGCACAGUUGUAUCCACCAGAACCAUUGGCGAAACAUCCACCUCUCCUCUAGAGAUGACUUCUGCAGCUGAAACGACAGCAAUAACUAGUAGCACUAGAGUAGAAGAGUCAACACCACCUCCUCUUCCUACCACUACACUUCUUAGGACCACAGCGGCAGCCACCUCUACUACUUCAGAGACCUCCACUGGUGCUCUGGAGACCUCUUCCCCAAAGGAGACUACAGCAGUAACUGGUACCACUGCAGUAGGCGAGACAACCACAAUUACUCUUCCUACUACUUCACCCUAUGAAAGCAAAGUUAUAGCCACCUCGAGUAUACCAGAGACCUCCACCUCUCCUGUAGAGACCACUUCUGCAGCUCAGACUACAGAAAUACCUAGUACCAGCACAGCAGAAGAGACAACCACAGUUCCGUUUCCUACUGCUUCACUGCCUGGGAUUACUGCUUCCACCACGUCUGUUCUUCAAAAGACCCCCACAGCCCUUCGAGAGACCACUUCCCUAGCUGAGACUGCAGCAAAAGCGAAUGCCACUGCACUAGAAGAGACGAGCACAGUUGCCAUUCCUACCACUUCUCUUCGCGAAAGCACAACAGUAGCCUCUUCUCUUAUUCGCGAGAUCUCCACAGCUGCUCGGGAGUCCCCGUCCCUGGCUGAGACUACAGCGAUAACUCGUACGACUACGGCAGAAGAGACAACCACGGCUGCGCUUCCCACCACUUCAACCCAUAAGAGCACAGCUAUAACCACUUCUACCAGAGCAGAAACAUUCACAUUUCCUUUACAGACCGGUCCCGCAGAGAUGACAGCAGGAACUACUGCCACAGUUGCCUUUCCCACUACUUCUCCAGUUGAAACAACCACCAUUCCGGCUAUCACCACACCAGCCCCUGCGGUCACAUCCCUCACUGAGACGGCAACUGGAGUCACUUCCAUUUUACCGUUGAAAUCCACGGUCCGUCUUGAGACAAGUGUUCCCUCUGAGACCACAAGAAUUCCCAGCGCCUCUACAGAAGUUGAGACAACCACAGCUGCCCUUCCUGUCACUUAUCCCACCGCGACCACAAGUGCAGUCACCUCCUCUGUAGCAGAGACAGCUACAGUUGCUGUUACGGUGACUUCUCCAGUGGAGACCACAGGGACACUGACUCCCACCACAGCAGGUCCUAAAACAUCCACAUCUGCUCUGGAGACCAGUUCUUCAGCUGAGAUCCCAGCAGCUUUGGGCACCACCACAGAACGGGGGACACUCCCAGCAUCCCCUGUCACCACUGUUCUAGCCCAGACUACUAAAACCUCACCCAUUGCUACAGCAGCAGAGAGAAGCACAGCGGCUCCAGUCACCACGACCCCUGCUGAGACCACAACAACUUACACCUCCACUACCAGACAGGGAACAACCACACCUGCCCUUUUUACAACUUCCCCAGCUGAGACCACAACCGCUUUGGGUGUCCCUAUCAGAGGGGCGACAGCAGCCAUCUCUGUGACAACCACAACAUCGCUGUCACCUAACACAGCUGCUUUGACAAAUCGUGAAAUAACUGAAAUAAUCUACCAGAAGACCGUUAAGGCAGUGGAACAAAAUAAAGAUAAUAAUGUCACAACAACACAGACAACUCCAGUGGUUAAAACCACCACCACCACGACGAAAAGUACAACAUUAGAGAGUACCACCAAAGCAGCAGCUCCUGUGAUCCCAAACAAACCUGGGACCACAGCAACGUAUCCCACAACAGGAGCAGAAUCCAUCACCGCAGCCCCAAUGACCACUUCUACAGCUGAGUCUAAAACUGCAGCUACCUCUACGUUAGCAGAGACAUCCGCUUCUGCUCAUCCAACCUCCUCCCUAACUGAGCCCACAUCACUAAUCAGCACUUCCACAUCAGAGCCAACCACAAUUGCUCUUCCUGCUAGUUCAGCGUCAGUUAUGACCGUUGCAGCCACCUCUGCAACAGCAGAAACGUCCACAUCUCCUCUAGAGACCAAUUUCCCAGGUGAGACUACAGCGUUGCCUAGUAACAGGACAGUCGAGGGGACAACCAUUGUUGCGCCUCUGACCACUUCACUACCUCAGAGCACAGCUGCAGCCACCUCCGCUUGGGAAGAGACAUCCACAUUUCCUCCAGAGACCACUUCUCCAGCGGAGACAACAGCAAUAGCUACUAACUCAGUCAAGGAGGGAACCACAAUUGUCCUCCCAAGCAGUUCACUCUAUGAGACCACAGCUGCAGUCACUACUGCUCCACCAGUGACCUCUACGGGUCCUCUACAGACCACAUCCCCAGCUGAGACUACAGCAAUAAUUAGUAGCACUACAGUAGAAAAGACAAGCACAAUUCCUCUUCCUCCCAUUACAACACCAGGGAGCACAGCUGCAGCCACCUCCAGUAUACUAGAGACGUCCACAUCCCCUGUAGAGUCCAUGUCUCCAGCAAUAUCUAGUACCAGUGCAACUGAAGAGACAACGAGACUUCCCCUUUCUGCAAGUUCACUACCUGAAAGCACAGCUGCAGCCACCUCUACCGAAGGAGAAACAUCCACCUCUCCUCCAGAGACAACUUCUGCAGCUGAAACUACAGCAAUGACUAGUACCACUACAACAGAGGGGACAAGCGCAGUACCUCUGUCUACGAGUGCGCUACCUGGGAGCACAGCUAGAGCCUCCUCAACUAUUCCAGAGACCUCCACAGCUCUGCUAGAGACCACAUCCCCAGCUGAGACGACAGCAAUGAUUAGUGCUACGACAAUCGAGGAGACAACCACACUUUCCAUUUCUACAAUUUCACAACCUGAAAGCACAGUUGUAUCCACCAGAACCAUUGGCGAAACAUCCACCUCUCCUCUAGAGAUGACUUCUGCAGCAGAAACGACAGCAAUAACUAGUAGCACUAGAGUAGAAGAGUCAACACCACCUCCUCUUCCUACCACUACACUUCUUAGGACCACAGCGGCAGCCACCUCUACUACUUCAGAGACCUCCACUGGUGCUCUGGAGACCUCUUCCCCAAAGGAGACUACAGCAGUAACUGGUACCACUGCAGUAGGCGAGACAACCACAAUUACUCUUCCUACUACUUCACCCUAUGAAAGCAAAGUUAUAGCCACCUCGAGUAUACCAGAGACCUCCACCUCUCCUGUAGAGACCACUUCUGCAGCUCAGACUACAGAAAUACCUAGUACCAGCACAGCAGAAGAGACAACCACAGUUCCGUUUCCUACUGCUUCACUGCCUGGGAUUACUGCUUCCACCACUUCUGUUAUUCAAAAGACCCCCACAGCCCUUCGAGAGACCACUUCCCUAGCUGAGACUGCAGCAAAAGCGAAUGCCACUGCACUAGAAGAGACGAGCACAGUUGCCAUUCCUACCACUUCUCUUCCUGAAAGCACAACAGUAGCCUCUUCUCUUAUUCGCGAGAUCUCCACAGCUGCUCGGGAGUCCACGUCCCUGGCUGAGACUACAGCGAUAACUAGUACGACUACGGCAGAAGAGACAACCACGAUUGCGCCUCCCACUACUUCAACCCAUAAGAGCACAGCUAUAACCACUUCUACCAGAGCAGAAACAUUCACAUCUCCUUUACAGACCGGUCCCGCAGAGAUGACAGCAGGAACUACUGCCACAGUUGCCUUUCCCACUACUUCUCCAGUUGAAACAACCACCAUUCCGGCUAUCACCACACCAGCCCCUGCGGUCACAUCCCUCACUGAGACGGCAACUGGAGUCACUUCCAUUUUACCGUUGAAAUCCACGGUCCGUCUUGAGACAAGUGUUCCCUCUGAGACCACAAGAAUUCCCAGCGCCUCUACAGAAGUUGAGACAACCACAGCUGCCCUUCCUGUCACUUAUCCCACCGCGACCACAAGUGCAGUCACCUCCUCUGUAGCAGAGACAGCUACAGUUGCUGUUACGGUGACUUCUCCAGCGGAGACCACAGGGACACUGACUCCCACCACAGCAGGUCCUAAAACAUCCACAUCUGCUCUGGAGACCAGUUCCUCAGCUGAGAUCCCAGCAGCUUUGGGCACCACCACAGAACGGGGGACACUCCCAGCAUCCCCUGUCACCACUGUUCUAGCCCAGACUACUAAAACCUCACCCAUUGCUACAGCAGCAGAGAGAAGCACAGCGGCUCCAGUCACCACGACCCCUGCUGAGACCACAACAACUUACACCUCCACUACCAGACAGGGAACAACCACACCUGCCCUUUUUACAACUUCCCCAGCUGAGACCACAACCGCUUUGGGUGUCCCUAUCAGAGGGGCGAGAACAGCAGCCAUCUCUGUGACAACCACAACAUCGCUGUCACCUACCACAGCUGCUUUGACAAAUCCUGAAAUAACUGAAAUAAUUUACCAGAAGACCAUUAAGCCAAUGGAACAAAAUAAAGAUAACAAUGUCACAACUACACAGACAAGUCCUGUGGUUAAGACCACCACCACCACUACGACCGCCUCUGCAACAGCAGAAAUGUCCACAUCUCCUUUACAGACCAAUUUCCCGGAUCCUGAAAUAACUGAAAUAAUCUACCAGAAGACCAUUAAGCCAAUGGAACAAAAUAAAGAUAACAAUGUCACAACUACACAGACAACUCCUGUGGUUAAGACCACCACCACCACUACGAAAAGUACAGCAUUAGGGAGUACCACCAAAGCAGCAGCUCCUGUGAUCCCAAACAAACCUGGAACCACAGCAACGUAUCUCACAACAGGAGCAGAAUCCAUCACCGCAGCCCCAGUGACCACUUCCACAGCUGAGACUAAACAUGCAGCUACCUCUCCGUUAGCAGAAACAUCCACUUCUGCUCGUCCAACCUCCUCCCUAGCUGAGCCCAGAUCACUAAUUAGCACUUCCACAUCAGAGCCAACCACAAUUGCUCUUCCUGCUAGUUCAGCAUCUGUUAUGACCAUUGCAGCCACCUCUGCAACAGUAGAAACGUCCACAUCUCCUCUAGAGACCAAUUUCCCAGGUGAGACUACAGCGUUGCCUAGUAACAGGACAGUCGAGGGGACAACCAUUGUUGUGCAUCCUACCACUUCACUACCUCAGAGCACAGCUGCAGCCACCUCUGCUAGGGAAGAGACGUCCACAUUUCCUCCAGAGACCACUUCUCCAGCGGAGACAACAGCAAUAGCUACUAACUCAGUCAAGGAGGGAACCACAAUUGUCCUCCCAAGCAGUUCACUCUAUGAGAACACAGCUGCAGUCACUUCUGCUCCACCAGUGACCUCUACGGGUCCUCUACAGACCACAUCCCCAGCUGAGACUACAGCAAUAAUGACCACCACUUCAGUAGAAAAGACAAGCACAAUUCCUCUUCCUCCUAUUACAACACCAGGGAGCACAGCUGGAGCCACCUCCAGUAUACUAGAGACGUCCACAUCCCCUGUAGAGUCCAUGUCUCCAGCAAUAACUAGUACCACUGCAACUGAAGAGACAAGGAGACUUCCCCUUUCUGCAAGUUCACUACCUGAAAGCACAGCUGCAGCCACCUCUACCGAAGGAGAAACAUCCACCUCUCCUCCAGAGACAACUUCUGCAGCUGAAACUACAGCAAUGACUAGUACCACUACAACAGAGGGGACAAGCGCAGUACCUCUUUCUACGAGUGCGCUACCUGGGAGCACAGCUAGAGCCUCCUCAACUAUUCCAGAGACCUCCACAGCUCUGCUAGAGACCACAUCCCCAACUGAGACGACAGCAAUAAUUAGUGCUACGACAAUCGAGAAGACAACCACACUUUCCAUUUCUACAAUUUCACAACCUGAAAGCACAGUUGUAUCCACCAGAACCAUUGGCGAAACAUCCACCUCUCCUCUAGAGAUGACUUCUGCAGCUGAAACGACAGCAAUAACUAGUAGCACUAGAGUAGAAGAGUCAACACCACCUCCUCUUCCUACCACUACACUUCUUAGGACCACAGCGGCAGCCACCUCUACUACUUCAGAGACCUCCACUGGUGCUCUGGAGACCUCUUCCCCAAAGGAGACUACAGCAGUAACUGGUACCACUGCAGUAGGCGAGACAACCACAAUUACUCUUCCUACUACUUCACCCUAUGAAAGCAAAGUUAUAGCCACCUCGAGUAUACCAGAGACCUCCACCUCUCCUGUAGAGACCACUUCUGCAGCUCAGACUACAGAAAUACCUAGUACCAGCACAGCAGAAGAGACAACCACAGUUCCGUUUCCUACUGCUUCACUGCCUGGGAUUACUGCUUCCGCCACGUCUGUUCUUCAAAAGACCCCCACAGCCCUUCGAGAGACCACUUCCCUAGCUGAGACUGCAGCAAAAGCGAAUGCCACUGCACUAGAAGAGACGAGCACAGUUGCCAUUCCUACCACUUCUCUUCGCGAAAGCACAACAGUAGCCUCUUCUCUUAUUCGCGAGAUCUCCACAGCUGCUCGGGAGUCCCCGUCCCUGGCUGAGACUACAGCGAUAACUCGUACGACUACGGCAGAAGAGACAACCACGGCUGCGCUUCCCACCACUUCAACCCAUAAGAGCACAGCUAUAACCACUUCUACCAGAGCAGAAACAUUCACAUUUCCUUUACAGACCGGUCCCGCAGAGAUGACAGCAGGAACUACUGCCACAGUUGCCUUUCCCACUACUUCUCCAGUUGAAACAACCACCAUUCCGGCUAUCACCACACCAGCCCCUGCGGUCACAUCCCUCACUGAGACGGCAACUGGAGUCACUUCCAUUUUACCGUUGAAAUCCACGGUCCGUCUUGAGACAAGUGUUCCCUCUGAGACCACAAGAAUUCCCAGCACCUCUACAGAAGUUGAGACAACCACAGCUGCCCUUCCUGUCACUUAUCCCACCGCGACCACAAGUGCAGUCACCUCCUCUGUAGCAGAGACAGCUACAGUUGCUGUUACGGUGACUUCUCCAGUGCAGACCACAGGGACACUGACUCCCACCACAGCAGGUCCUAAAACAUCCACAUCUGCUCUGGAGACCAGUUCUUCAGCUGAGAUCCCAGCAGCUUUGGGCACCACCACAGAACGGGGGACACUCCCAGCAUCCCCUGUCACCACUGUUCUAGCCCAGACUACUAAAACCUCACCCAUUGCUACAGCAGCAGAGAGAAGCACAGCGGCUCCAGUCACCACGACCCCUGCUGAGACCACAACAACUUACACCUCCACUACCAGACAGGGAACAACCACACCUGCCCUUUUUACAACUUCCCCAGCUGAGACCACAACCGCUUUGGGUGUCCCUAUCAGAGGGGCGACAGCAGCCAUCUCUGUGACAACCACAACAUCGCUGUCACCUAACACAGCUGCUUUGACAAAUCGUGAAAUAACUGAAAUAAUCUACCAGAAGACCGUUAAGGCAGUGGAACAAAAUAAAGAUAAUAAUGUCACAACAACACAGACAACUCCAGUGGUUAAAACCACCACCACCACGACGAAAAGUACAACAUUAGAGAGUACCACCAAAGCAGCAGCUCCUGUGAUCCCAAACAAACCUGGGACCACAGCAACGUAUCCCACAACAGGAGCAGAAUCCAUCACCGCAGUUCCAAUGACCACUUCUACAGCUGAGUCUAAAACUGCAGCUACCUCUACGUUAGCAGAGACAUCCGCUUCUGCUCAUCCAACCUCCUCCCUAACUGAGCCCACAUCACUAAUCAGCACUUCCACAUCAGAGCCAACCACAAUUGCUCUUCCUGCUAGUUCAGCGUCAGUUAUGACCGUUGCAGCCACCUCUGCAACAGCAGAAACGUCCACAUCUCCUCUAGAGACCAAUUUCCCAGGUGAGACUACAGCGUUGCCUAGUAACAGGACAGUCGAGGGGACAACCAUUGUUGCGCCUCUGACCACUUCACUACCUCAGAGCACAGCUGCAGCCACCUCCGCUUGGGAAGAGACAUCCACAUUUCCUCCAGAGACCACUUCUCCAGCGGAGACAACAGCAAUAGCUACUAACUCAGUCAAGGAGGGAACCACAAUUGUCCUCCCAAGCAGUUCACUCUAUGAGACCACAGCUGCAGUCACUACUGCUCCACCAGUGACCUCUACGGGUCCUCUACAGACCACAUCCCCAGCUGAGACUACAGCAAUAAUUAGUAGCACUACAGUAGAAAAGACAAGCACAAUUCCUCUUCCUCCCAUUACAACACCAGGGAGCACAGCUGCAGCCACCUCCAGUAUACUAGAGACGUCCACAUCCCCUGUAGAGUCCAUGUCUCCAGCAAUAUCUAGUACCAGUGCAACUGAAGAGACAACGAGACUUCCCCUUUCUGCAAGUUCACUACCUGAAAGCACAGCUGCAGCCACCUCUACCGAAGGAGAAACAUCCACCUCUCCUCCAGAGACAACUUCUGCAGCUGAAACUACAGCAAUGACUAGUACCACUACAACAGAGGGGACAAGCGCAGUACCUCUGUCUACGAGUGCGCUACCUGGGAGCACAGCUAGAGCCUCCUCAACUAUUCCAGAGACCUCCACAGCUCUGCUAGAGACCACAUCCCCAGCUGAGACGACAGCAAUGAUUAGUGCUACGACAAUCGAGGAGACAACCACACUUUCCAUUUCUACAAUUUCACAACCUGAAAGCACAGUUGUAUCCACCAGAACCAUUGGCGAAACAUCCACCUCUCCUCUAGAGAUGACUUCUGCAGCAGAAACGACAGCAAUAACUAGUAGCACUAGAGUAGAAGAGUCAACACCACCUCCUCUUCCUACCACUACACUUCUUAGGACCACAGCGGCAGCCACCUCUACUACUUCAGAGACCUCCACUGGUGCUCUGGAGACCUCUUCCCCAAAGGAGACUACAGCAGUAACUGGUACCACUGCAGUAGGCGAGACAACCACAAUUACUCUUCCUACUACUUCACCCUAUGAAAGCAAAGUUAUAGCCACCUCGAGUAUACCAGAGACCUCCACCUCUCCUGUAGAGACCACUUCUGCAGCUCAGACUACAGAAAUACCUAGUACCAGCACAGCAGAAGAGACAACCACAGUUCCGUUUCCUACUGCUUCACUGCCUGGGAUUACUGCUUCCACCACUUCUGUUAUUCAAAAGACCCCCACAGCCCUUCGAGAGACCACUUCCCUAGCUGAGACUGCAGCAAAAGCGAAUGCCACUGCACUAGAAGAGACGAGCACAGUUGCCAUUCCUACCACUUCUCUUCCUGAAAGCACAACAGUAGCCUCUUCUCUUAUUCGCGAGAUCUCCACAGCUGCUCGGGAGUCCACGUCCCUGGCUGAGACUACAGCGAUAACUAGUACGACUACGGCAGAAGAGACAACCACGAUUGCGCCUCCCACUACUUCAACCCAUAAGAGCACAGCUAUAACCACGUCUACCAGAGCAGAAACAUUCACAUCUCCUUUACAGACCGGUCCCGCAGAGAUGACAGCAGGAACUACUGCCACAGUUGCCUUUCCCACUACUUCUCCAGUUGAAACAACCACCAUUCCGGCUAUCACCACACCAGCCCCUGCGGUCACAUCCCUCACUGAGACGGCAACUGGAGUCACUUCCAUUUUACCGUUGAAAUCCACGGUCCGUCUUGAGACAAGUGUUCCCUCUGAGACCACAAGAAUUCCCAGCGCCUCUACAGAAGUUGAGACAACCACAGCUGCCCUUCCUGUCACUUAUCCCACCGCGACCACAAGUGCAGUCACCUCCUCUGUAGCAGAGACAGCUACAGUUGCUGUUACGAGGGGCGAGAACAGCAGCCAUCUCUGUGACAACCACAACAUCGCUGUCACCUACCACAGCUGCUUUGACAAGUAA
Chelonia mydas (Green sea turtle) is the source of this 10257-nucleotide messenger RNA. RefSeq names its product mucin-19-like. Lineage: Eukaryota; Metazoa; Chordata; Testudines; Cheloniidae. The record is from RefSeq and is a predicted model, not a curated record. Bases 1 to 10257 code for a protein of 3418 amino acids. The transcript has 6 exons.